CCAGGGUGGGAAAGGAUGGAAAGAAAAGCUGCCAGAGAUCUCCCGGGGUCCUCGCUCCACCUCUGGUCAGACGGGGGAGCCCUGAUCCAGCAAGGCCACAUCCGAGGCCCUGCCCCAAGCCAUCAGCUCCAACCUCUCUGUCGCCCCAAGCUCUGCCCCGCCAUGUGGCAUCCUCUCGGCCUCCCCGUGCUGCUGGUCCUGGCUUGGAGAGGACUGGCCGGGCGCUGCCCCCGCGUCUGCGUCUGCGACAACGCCAGGAGGCACGUCUCGUGCCGGAGCCAGAACCUCCCGGAGGUGCCAGCCGGCAUCCCACAGAUGACGCAGAGGCUGGACCUCCAGGGCAACGCGCUCAAGAUGCUGCCCCCAGAGGCCUUUGUGGCCCUCCCUCACCUCACUCACCUGGACCUGAGGCACUGCCAGCUGGAGCGGGUCGAAGAAGGGGCCUUCCGAGGCCUGGGCCGACUGCUCUACCUCAACCUGGCCUCCAACCGGCUCUCGGUGCUCUACCAGGAGGCCCUGGACGGGCUGGGCUCGCUGAGGCAGCUGCUUCUGGAGCACAACCGGCUAGAGGAGAUCCGCCCGGGCGCCUUCGGCCAGUUGGGGUCUCUGGGCCUCCUCAGCCUGGCCCACAACUCGCUGGUCUACCUGCCCGACAUGGCCUUCCAGGGGCUGCUCCAGGCCCGCUGGCUGCGGCUCUCCCACAACGCCCUGAACGUCGUGGCCCCCGAGGCUCUGGCCGGCCUGCCGGGCCUGCGCCGGCUCAGCCUGGACCACAACGAGUUGCAGGCCCUGCCCGGGGAGGCCCUGUCUCGCCCCGCCGGCCUGGUUCAGCUGGAGCUGGGCCACAACCCGCUCACCUACGUGGGCGAGGAGGCCGGGCUGGCCCUGGCGGCCCUGCGAGAGCUGUCCCUGGACCACGCCGCCCUGCAGGCCGUGGGGGCCGGGGCCUUCGCCCGCUGUCCCCGCCUCCGCUCGCUGGACCUCCGGAGCAACCAGCUCGGGGGGCUGCCCCCGCUCGAGGGGGUGGGCCGGCUGCGGAAGCUCAACCUGACGGGGAACCCGCUGCUGUGUGACUGUGCCGCCAGGCCCCUGCGGCAGUGGGUGGCCCGGGCCCGGGUCCGGACGGACGGGCGGUGCUCGGAGCCCGGGCGCCUGCAGGGGGACGCCCUGGAGUCCCUGAGGGCCGAGGACCUUCGCUGUGAGAGGCAGGCCGGGAAGGAGGAGGCCCCCGAGCGCCGGGCCCCGACGCGGGCCCCCGAGGAGGACGGAGCGGCCGGACCCUGCCCGGCGCCCUGCGUCUGCGCCCCCGACUCGCAGCACGGCAGCUGUGUGAACCGAGGCCUGAGGCUGCCCCCCUCCGGGUUCCCCGAGCACACCCGGCUCCUGGACCUGAGACGCAACAACUUCUCGUCGGUGCCACGGGCCGCCUUCCCCGGCCUGGCCCGCCUCGUGUCCCUGCACCUGCAGGACUGCGGCAUCGGCCGCCUGGAGCCCGGAGCCCUGGCCGGCUUGGGCCAGCUCGUCUACCUCUACCUCUCGGCCAACCGGCUCUCGGCGCUCAGCGGCGCCGCCCUGCGGGGCGCCCCCCGGCUCCGAUACCUGUACCUGGACGGCAACCGCUUCACGAGGCUGCCGGGGGCCGCCCUGCAGGUCCUGCCCGAGCUCUUCUCCCUCCACCUGGAGCGCAACGCCGUGCGGCAGCUGGCCCUGGCGGACCUGGCCGGGGCGGGGGGCCUCCGCCGCCUCUACCUCAGUGGGAACCGCAUCUCCGGCGUGGCGCCCGGCCCAGCCCUGGAGCUGGAGAAGCUGCAUCUGGACGGGAAUCGGCUUCAGACGGUGCCCACGGCCGGCCUGGAGGGGCUGCCCGCCCUCAGGGAGCUGCAGCUGUCCGGCAACCCGCUGCGGGCUCUCCGGGCCGGGGCCUUCCUGCCCGUGGCCGGCUCCCUGCAGCACCUCUACCUGAACGGCACCGGGCUGCGCAAGGUUUCUCCGGGGGCCUUUGCUGGUCUGGGCCGCGAGCUCCGGACUUUGUUCCUGGACAAAAAUCGGCUGCAGACGUUGCCGGCCAUGGAUGGCUUCAGCCGGCUGGAGCUCAUCACCCUCGGGGGCAACCCCUUCCUCUGUGACUGCCGGCUCCUCCCCCUGCACAGGUGGCUCACCGACCUGAAUCUGCGUGUGGGCGCCACCUGCGAGCUCCCGGCCAGCGUCUGGGGCCAGAAGGUGAGGGCCGCCACGGCUGCCUUUGAGGCCUGCCCAGGCUGGGGGACCCAGAAGGGCGGAGGGGAUCCGUCCCAUGCGGGGCGCCAUGCCGGGAAAAGCAGAGGCUACAGGAGGCGGUCGGGAGCAGCCAAGUGCAAGGCCCACAGAAGCCCGGACCGAGUGACCGCACGGACCUAGAGUAGCGACCCCUCGUGUUCCCGGAGUGCUCCGAAGCUUACGAGCACUCCAGAAACGUGUCUCGUUUGACCCUCGCCCCAUGAGUAGCCACUGUUAGCAUUCCCCAUUUUACAGCUGACGAAACCGAGACAGACACAAGUUAAGUGACUUGCCCAGGGUCAUACAACUGGUAAGUGUUGGGGGCAGGAUUGGACUUGGGUCUUCCUGCCUCGCCCUCUAGCUACCACAUCCAAAGGCCAGGCACGAAGUUUUCUAGAAUCAUUAUUCUAGGCUAGUCCUCCUGUCAGCAGGCGCCAAGCCCUGGCAGGCUAAAGGAUGGCGGCGCCGUGCCCGCCCCCCGGAGCGGGCGGUCACACACGAGGUAAUCAGGAAGGGAGCACGUGUGGCGCAGGGCGAGGUGUCGUGUUUCCUUCUGGGCGCCGCAGGAGAGGGGCUCUGGCAGCCUGGCAGUCUAGAGAAUUUAAACUGUGCCAGCAGCAGGAUUUGUUGGAAAAACCCUCGCCGUGUUUAUCCUGGAAAAGAGGGAAGCCAAGAGGGAUUCGCCUCAUUGUGCUCGGCCUCCGCGUCAUUUAAAAUCACUCGGGACACUUGGACCCUCAUUUCCCGGGGCCCAGCGGCUUUCCUGUUUUGGAUGGCGUCUUCAAGGUGGGGAAGGCAAAGCCUUGAAGAAGGAGCGGCGUGUCUGAGAGCUGUUGGACCUGCCUGGAUCUCUUGAGCUACUUCCCAGCCCCUCUGAGAGGGGCCGCUCGGCGGGACGGGAGCUGGCCUCGGGCCUCGGCAGCCGUGGGGAAUGCUCGCUUCGCCUAGGCCGAUCUCCUGUUCUCGCUAAAUAAAAUGCCAGCCAGCAGAGCUUUGGCCUCAUUUCUCUUUUCGAAGCUUGGGGGGCCCGGGAGGGGACUUCCUUUUUUCUCUUUUUUUAUUCUGCACUUAAAGCCCCCCCCAGGAAGAACGUUUACAGCAGAAGCCAAGAAGAGGAUUGCGCAGGAGGCCAUAAAGCUCAGGCUCUUCACGCUGAAUCUCUGGGUUCCCUUCAGGGCUUUCCUGCUGCUCAGCACUCCCUUCCCCCCUCCCUUCUCUGCCCUCCUGGGCCCUUUAGAACGCACCCGCAGCCUUUAUUCUCGGCGUCACACUUGUUACCCUCCUUCCUGCCAAGCCAACCUUCCUCACGCCCUGGAAAGAGCCUGCGAGAAAUAAAAAUAAAGGCAGUCCAAGGAAUGCCCUCAGGGGCCGUGGGGUGCAAAGGUGCCUCUUUCCUGGGCUCAGGCUCCAGGAGCUCUGGGAGAGGAAGCGAACGUGCUUCCUCAUGAGUCCAUCCUGGCUGCUCGUUGCUGUGAUC
Gracilinanus agilis (Agile Gracile Mouse Opossum) is the source of this 3733-nucleotide messenger RNA. It is a transcript of the gene CHADL, whose product is annotated as chondroadherin like. NCBI's taxonomy places the organism in Eukaryota, Metazoa, Chordata, Mammalia, Didelphimorphia, Didelphidae. Gene Ontology annotation, cellular component: plasma membrane. Gene Ontology annotation, molecular function: protein binding. The record is from RefSeq and is a predicted model, not a curated record. The transcript has 6 exons. Bases 16 to 2397 code for a protein of 793 amino acids.